UAACUCAUAAGUGCAUUGUCCGAGCGGCCGGAGUUGACCACAAUAGCGUUCGGUGAAAAGGUUUUACAAUACAAACACACGGGUGUAUUAUACGCUUAUUGGACAUCAUUAGUCUGAUCGAAGUGUUGAUUUAUUUUUUCAAUAUUUUCUUGACACGCUGGUAAAAUCAGAUCUGAGUGUUGGCAGAGUUCAGCCUUCUACUCAGGUUUCGUGGACUCUAUCGUUAGAGAGCCUGUUGGGGACAGUUUAGCCUAUGGUGUUGAUUCUGUAAAACGAAGGUUUUAAAGUGGGUUUUUUUUUAUUGGAUGUACGAUGACGUCAUGGAUUGUACUGCGGAUGUUUGUUCAGUGCAGUAUUGGUGACCGCUGACAUGGAUAGACCAUCGUGUCCCGCUGUAGAUAUGAGAACGACACUAUAAGGAAGUAAUAUAUUCCUUAAGUGAGUCCAAGACAACAGGAUUCAAGAUGGCGGCCAUCGUAGAUCAGGUGAUCGGAAUCAUCACAAAGCCGAUGUAUAAAAGGAAUGAGGUCGAAAUUGAAGCCAUCCUGCCAUGGCUGCGGAAACGCAGUCUGCUGCUUCAAAAUCUCGACAGAGGUGUAUUACAAGACAUUAUGAAAAACUGUACCUAUCAGGCAUGCGACAGAGACGAAAUCAUUAUCAAACAGGGAGAGAAAGGUGACAGGGAGUCAACAGCCGAUGUGGAACCAAGUUUCUAUGUGAUCCUGAGCGGAAGUGCUUCCGUCUACAUUGACCCGAGGAUGACGGGGGAAGACGAAGGAGUGAUGGUUAGGGAGAAGACUCCACCUCCGAAGGUUGUUGAAAAACCCAAAUCAGAGAACGGAGAAGAGGAAGGUGAACAGGAGGAAGAAAACAACGACGAGGAUGAGGAGGAAAAGGAAAGAAAAUUGCAGGAACAACAGGAGCAAGAAAAGAAGCUUACGAAACUUGACAGAAACAAGUUUGGAAAGUUCAUCAUGACGUAUGAACCUGGGAAGGCAUUUGGUGAAGUCGCUCUCGUUAAACGCGAUGCCCUGCGAAAUGCUUCCAUUAUUGCUGACGAGCCCUGUGACCUUAUGGUGAUCGGUCAGGAUCUCUACGAACGGUCUCUGAAAGCUGACCAAGAAAAAGAGUUUGCCCAAAUUACGGCUUUCAUCGAUUCCCAUCCAUUCUUUUCGAGCAUGUCCAGCAAAUUCAAAAAGUUACUGGAAAUGAGUUUGCGGAAGGAAACGUACACAUUCGAUACUGUCAUUAUAAAGCAGGGCGAACCGGUGAUAGGACUCCAUUUCCUAAUCAAGGGACAAGCAAAAAUCAUUGCAGAACCACAUAGACAUCCGAAGCAGUAUCCUCAUCUAUGGCCUUUCGAGGCUGGUAUCGACAUCAUCUCUGUGGAAUUCGCCCACCUGAGGGAAGCAAGGCGAGCUGCUAUCCUCCGCAAGUAUGACGAUCCAUCAGUUUGGGAGACCAAGACGGAGGAUACGAUUAUCAGACGAGAACAGGGGUAUGCAGCGGUGGAGAAGUGGAUGAAGGAAAAACACAUAGAACUGUGUAGUGUACAGUCGGGAGAGGUACUAGGUGACAUAGAAACACUCAUGAACUUCACCACCUAUAUGCAAACGGUGAAGUGCACUGCCAACACGGAAGUGUACAUUCUUGAUGCAAAGAACUUUGAAAGACUUGUAGGCAAACGAAACUUAACAACGAUAGAUGUUAUGCGUGCGAAAGUGGUAGAAAAACUCCAGACACGUGUGGAUUCAAAGCAUGGACAUUUAGUGCCUCUUUUGAAAUUCUUACAUUUCAAAAUGAACGAGCAGAGUUUGCCACCACCGCGAGAACUACCGAAACUGAAAACUACAAAAGUGCUACCCGAUAAAGAAGUACAAAAACUGUUCUUACUACAGGCAUUCAAAUCUGGGAAAGCCCCACUUGUUGAGCCUAUAGUUCCAGGAACUUUAUACUACAAGGAUCUAAUGAAAGAAAAAGCAAAGUCUAGAGAACUGCAACGCAAGGCGGAAGGUAAGACGGCUGCUUCGGUUACGUCUACACUACGGGCGAACAAACGCAACAAACCAAAACGGCAACCGCGAAGUUUGAUGGCAAUUCGGGAAUCGCUACGACAAAUGAUGGAAGCCGAUGUCAUCCAAGUGGACAAUAAGUCGGCCCGGAAAAAACUUGGGUCAAAGUAUGGGUCAACUGUUUCUUUAGCUCCUUCUAACCAUUCGCAGCAAAUGUUUCCUCCAAUAGUACCCAUGACGGAUUCUAAACCGAAAAUUGACAAUUCUAAGAGCUUUAUGACAAUGCUGAGUUCUAAAUCCCAGGAAAAAGAAAAUCCUGUCAGAGAAGUGGAUAUUACUCCACGUGACCAUGGGUCAGUGCAAGGAAACGGUAGUUCACAAGAACAGAAGAAAGUGUCCCCAAGGAAACAAAAACCAGUGCUUAUAACGGAAACUACCAACCCUAAACGUGACGCAGAUUUACCGAUGAUAACUGAGGAACGAACACAAGAGGAAAUCGUCCUUCAGAAGAGAAUUUCAGGAAUCUAUACUAAAGACGGAGAUACUUUAGAUGGUAGAUUGGCUUUACCAGCCAUAAAAGUAUCAUCGACUGACCGAAAUCAGUCACGCGUGAAACAACAGAAACAACAACAAAGUGCGAAUUCUGAUGCAAUAGUUUUCCCAAACAAUGUGACAGGCGAGCGCGUUGUUCUACCUCCCAUUGAUGGAACAGAGGAUUCAGGUCCUCCUGUUCAAAAGGGGAAAUGGGGAAGCGCAAUGAAAUUUAUAAACGAAGAAAUACAGGAACGUAUAGCUAAUAAAGUGGAAAAUGGUAUUUAUCAACAGGAAGUUGACAGUGAUUUCCACAACAAAGCUAUGGUCAUGCUUGAAAGCAAGAUCGAAUCUUUCAACGUUCAACAUGGUGGACCGUCAAAGGGUCUACCGAAACUAGCACGAUACAAUGUCGAUACGCGGCAGUAUCGACGACGACAGGAAGAUGAGUUAAAUACGCCAAAGCCAGGUGGGAAGGUUUGGAUCCGGAAGCGGAUGUGCAGGUUUGCUGACAACAAAGUGCAGGUCAAGGAUCAUCAGCACGUGCGGCACUACAUUGUUAACGACCUUCCUCAGUUUGAUCAGGUGACUCAAAAAUCUGAGGAUGAGUAUGAUAGUUAUAGUCUAUUCUCGCAGGUAAAAACGUGAUUUUGCUUGGUUUUGGUACCUCCACCCUCUCCCUCUGAUACUUCGAAUGUCACAACACUUUUCACGUGGAUCCAAAGGUCAUGUGUCGUGUGAGUCAUUGAGAACACUCUCAUGUUCACACACGUUAUAUAUUCAGUACUCGGCUAUAUAUCUAUUUCUUGAGCAUGUGAAACUAUUACUAAAACUACUUUACUUCUAUUCAUUAAAUGCAUAACAAAUUUUCCAUACGAAUCUGAUUUUCAUUUUGAACUAAUUUGUAAGUAUUGUGUGAUAUCAUCAUCAAUUUCAUGUUCGAAAUGAGAUUUGAAAUUUAAAUCGAAUCAUUAACAUGUGUAAUGGAUUUUAAAUCAAACUCGAUAUAUUGAAAUUAUUGAAUCACGGUCGAUUGACCACAGAUAUCAAAGAGAUUUUAAGAGACUUUACAUGAUAGAGAAUAUAUUUGAAUUCCAUAUGACGAACUGUUGUGAACUAGAGCUAGAUAGAAAUCGUAGACAUGUAGGUGGCUAUUACUGUAGUUUAAGCCAUAGAAAAUAGAAUACUAAAACAAAAAUAUUAUGUAUACAGUAAAUAUUUUUGUUUUACCCGUUUUUAUGAAUUAAAUUUAUUAACGAAAAAUUAACCAUUUAAUAAUAUAUAAUGUUGAUAUAAUGUUAGUUCAUUUGGUUUGAUACUCCUGUGCUUUUGUUACGAAAUACAAUUAUUUCGUAUUGUACUAUAAUGAAGACGUAAUAAGUAGUUUGUAACGAUUGGUUCAAUAGUUGACAGGUACAUAUUUCAAUACAUCAUUACUAAAGAAAAAUCAAAAGGCCAGUUAAUAUUAAAAAGAUAUAUAAAAAGUUAAUAUAUUUUACAUGAAACAUAUGACAUUGUUUGUCAUUCUUGUACAAAAUUAUCGUACCAAAUUAAAUAUUCAUCAUCAAAGUUGUGACAUAAAGAACGCAUGAAUUGAUUUUCCUUGAAUAUUAAAUAGUUUUCAAAAAACAUCUGCUGAAGAAAAUUCUUUCGGAAUUUAUCAUUCAUAUCUUCAUUGAAACUGUAUUUUCCAAGAAAAGGUGGUGGAAAGACAAUUUACAGGGUAUUUGUAUAAUUGGUUUUAAUUCACUAACUUGAUUUCGAUUUUCAAUACAAUGUAUACGUAAAAUAAUUGAUAUAGGUUAUAUGCAGUGCUUUGCAUACGUGAAUAUUAUACCGAAUAUGCAUUCUGUAUCGUAAGUCAGAUAAAUGCAUUUUAUUCGCAAGUAUUUCAAAUCUUAAAAUUGUUACCAGUUUCAAAGUGACGAAAGAUAUAUUGGAAAAUGACUUUGAAAGCCACUUAUCUUGAAAAUGUCCAUGGCAAAUUAUAUCUCGUUAAUUAAACAUCAUUGAUAACUUGUCAAUUGUAUGACAUUGAUAUCUCGUCAUUGUAUAUCGUUGAUGUCUCGUCAAUUGUAUAUCGUUGAUGUCUCGUCAAUGUCAAAUGCACAUCAUUGAUAUCUCGUCAAUUGUAUAACAUUGAUAUCUCGUCAAUUGUAUAACAUUGAUAUCUCGUCAAUUGUAUAACAUUGAUAUCUUGUCAAUUGUAUAGCAUUGAUAACCCGUCAAUUGUACAGCAUUGAUAUCUCGUCAAUUGUAUAUUAUUGAUAUCCCGUCAAUUGUAUAUCAUUGAUAUCUCGUCAAUUGUAUAUUAUUGAUAUCCCGUCAAUUGUAUAACAUUGAUAUCUUGUCAAUUGUAUAUCAUUGAUAACCCGUCAAUUGUAUAUCAUUGAUAUCUCGUCAAUUGUAUAUCAUUGAUAACCCGUCAAUUGUAUAUCAUUGAUAUCUCGUCAAUUGUAUAUUAUUGAUAUCUCGUCAAUUGUAUAUUAUUGAUAUCUCGUCAAUUGUAUAUUAUUGAUAUCCCGUCAAUUGUAUAUUAUUGAUAUCUCGUCAAUUGUAUAUUAUUGAUAUCUCGUCAAUUGUAUAUCAUUGAUAUCUUGUCAAUUGUAUAUUAUUGAUAUCUCGUCAAUUGUAUAUUAUUGAUAUCUCGUCAAUUGUAUAUCAUUGAUAUCUCGUCAAUUGUAUAUCAUUGAUAACCCGUCAAUUGUAUAUCAUUGAUAUCUCGUCAAUUGUAUAUCAUUGAUAUCUCGUCAAUUGUAUAUCAUUGAUAACCCGUCAAUUGUAUAUCAUUGAUAUCUCGUCAAUUGUAUAUCAUUGAUAUCUCGUCAAUUGUAUAUUAUUGAUAUCUCGUCAAUUGUAUAUUAUUGAUAUUGAUAUCUCAGCUGUACAUCGUCACCAUUACUUAAAAUGAUUCAAGUAUUUGUUGUAUCUACCCCAUCCCUCAAUAUAAUAAUAAAUAAAUAAAAUGAAACUCCAUUAAUUUAAAAAUCAUACUCUAAUUUUUGCACAUCUGAUUUGUUCUACAAUCUGUUGAUAAAACCCUCCUUGUUACUAAUUUACUUGUUAAUACAUAAUUUAUUCUACAUGAAAAAUCUUAAUAUUUUGUUUAGAUAAAGUUCAUUGUAAUCAAUUCAAUUCAAUUUCAAUUCAGCAAACAAUUCCCUACUGGUAUAUUAACAGUUACACAAGUAUAUAUAACUUGCGUAGUACUUACAUACAUUUCUGAAUAACUACUAUAAAAGAUUUCUAUACAUUAUAAUCAUACUUUAAUGGAAAACAUGAACAGUGCAUGAUUGAUAACUAAGUAUUCAUAUUCUAUAUGAAAUAUAUUUCACUCAGACUUUGUAACUACUUUUUGUUUUGCAGUGAUGCAGACUUAAGAUCUGGAUAAACUUUGAACCCAGCCAUAAAUCAAAUGCAUAAUAUCUCUUCACCUCAAUAGGCAGCAAAAAAACUCAGCCAAUAUCAACAGAUAUGUUUCCGUUUUAUAAUGUAAAAAUGAUUAUCAUCGCAUUUAACAAUUAAAUCUUCCAAACGUGUUUUGUCAUUGCAAGUAAUUUUUUUUACGAAAUUGAAUCAUUUACGAGAAAACAUUAAAGUAUUAUCAGGAUAAUUCCCAACAGCUUAAUGAAGAUUAAUCCAGACUUCCGUCGAAGGGAGAUAACCCUACCUUUGCAAUUUAUGAACUUUAUGUAAAAAAAACAUUACUCACCUCAUACCGAAUUUAAUAAAAAUUACCAUAUCUAAUUUAUAAAUGAAAUCAUUGCUUCAUUGAAUGUUUGAAACUGACGGUGAGGUUUUGAUGUUUUGUAGGACUAUAUAUAUUAGUAGAAUUAUCAAAAUGCCUUAGAAACAUAACCUUUCCAUUAAUAUUGGAGAAUACCUUCUCUCCAGUUUAUUCUGUGAUAUAUGCAUUUUUCAUUUUUAUGUUUUCAUCGAAUAUGCUUUAAUGUGUAAAAUACAUUUACUAGUAAACUGUUCCAAGUUCUGUGAUAAAUGUAAAAACAGUCUGUGAUAUUAGAAAAUAAUCAAUGUAUAAUGCAUGUAUGUAGUAUUUUGUAUAAUUUUUGAUAUUGUUGAACACUUAUGAAGAAUGUUAUAUACAUUUGUUAAGAUAAACAAACUAAAGUGUCAAUUUAUGUGACUAGUCUUUAAUAUAUUGUUUAACACAAUAAACAAAAACUAAUCAAUUA
Molecule: messenger RNA, 6736 nt
Organism: Pecten maximus
Lineage: Eukaryota; Metazoa; Mollusca; Bivalvia; Pectinida; Pectinidae
Exons: 13
Coding region: 465-3191 (908 amino acids)
Source: RefSeq, a predicted model, not a curated record